CGGGGGUGGGUGGAAGAGAGCGAAGAAAAUGUGUGUGCGGAACGGGGGGAAGGCUUUGUAGCAAUUCGCUUUUCAAGCUGGAGACGGGAAGGACACGCAGGGUUUAGGAAGCUUACAGGAGGUGGCAUUUGAAAGAGGGGGGAGACUGGUUGCCGAGGAAAGCGGGGAGGAGGAGAGAAAGAGGGUGUUGCUUGUACACAAGGUCUUUUGCUCUCUGUUGGGUAGUGCUGCUGCUGCUGCUCUUUCUUCCCGGCUGGAUGUUUCCCCGGUUUGGUGCAUGACUGAAAGAGGGGAGGAGUUGGAAGCCGCGAGUGUAUCUGGAGGGGUUGGGGGGUAGGUGAGGGAAGGUUGUGCUAGCCCGCGGCCGAGGUGUGUGUGGGUGAGUGGGAGGGGGGCACGUCGUGGAUGUGUGUGUGCGCGCGCCUCCGCGUGUUAGCAGCUAGGGCUGUCCCUGGGUUCGCUUCGCUUUGCUGUUCCUGGGAGUGAGGAGGAGAGGAGGAGGAAGGGGGUGCUCGCAGCUAAGAAGCCGACGGGCUUUCUUGCGUUUGUGGCUCGGGGUGUGCGUGUUUUCAGAGUGGGGGUAGGGGCUGUGCCUCAGCCAGCUAGGAAGAAUGACUCUGGAGUCCAUCAUGGCGUGCUGCCUGAGCGAGGAAGCCAAGGAAGCCAGGCGGAUCAACGAUGAGAUUGAGAGGCAGCUCCGCCGGGACAAGCGGGACGCCCGCCGAGAGCUCAAGCUGCUGCUGCUGGGUACAGGAGAAAGCGGCAAAAGCACAUUUAUCAAACAGAUGAGAAUCAUCCAUGGUUCUGGAUACUCUGAUGAAGACAAAAGGGGGUUCACAAAGCUUGUGUAUCAGAAUAUAUUCACAGCAAUGCAGUCUAUGAUCAGAGCGAUGGAUACGCUCAGAAUCCCAUACAACUAUGAACAUAAUAAGGGCAAUGCACAGCUAGUUCGAGAUGUUGACAUAGAGAAAGUGUCCUCAUUUGAGAACCGGUAUGUAGACGCAAUAAAGAGUUUAUGGAAUGACCCCGGAAUCCAAGAAUGUUAUGACAGAAGGCGAGAGUAUCAGUUGUCAGAUUCUACUAAAUAUUACCUUAACGAUUUGGACCGUAUAGCAGAUUCUGGCUAUCUGCCUACCCAGCAAGAUGUGCUUAGAGUUCGAGUUCCAACUACAGGAAUAAUUGAAUACCCAUUUGACUUACAAAGCGUCAUUUUCAGAAUGGUGGAUGUGGGGGGCCAGCGAUCAGAGCGAAGAAAAUGGAUACACUGCUUUGAAAAUGUCACCUCUAUCAUGUUUCUAGUAGCCCUUAGUGAAUACGAUCAAGUACUUGUGGAAUCAGACAAUGAGAAUCGAAUGGAGGAAAGCAAAGCACUAUUUAGGACAAUUAUCACAUAUCCCUGGUUUCAGAACUCUUCAGUCAUUCUGUUCUUAAAUAAGAAAGAUCUUCUAGAGGAGAAAAUAAUGUACUCCCAUCUAGUUGACUAUUUCCCAGAGUAUGAUGGACCUCAGCGGGAUGCACAGGCAGCAAGGGAAUUCAUUCUGAAGAUGUUUGUUGACCUGAAUCCAGAGAGUGAAAAAAUUAUCUACUCCCAUUUCACGUGUGCCACAGACACGGAGAAUAUCCGCUUCGUCUUUGCUGCUGUCAAAGACACUAUUCUACAGUUGAACCUGAAGGAGUACAACUUGGUCUAACUGUGCCUCUAAAGUCUCCACCACCGCCCUUGUCCCCCUUCGGGCAAUUGAAGAUAUUCAAGAGGGACUGUAUUAUCUGUGAAAAUGAUCUGCAUAAUACUAAUUUAUUGCUGGCCUGGACUCUGUGAAUGUUCACAGAGUUUAUAGUAAAUAUUAUGAUUUUAUUUAAACUUAAUGGAGGAAAAACAAAAAAUGCUGAACUACAUUCACAGCACAUUCCUCUUUUUUUAGUCAAAACCUUGUAACUCAAUGUGUGUUGAAUUCUCAGUCGUGCACUCACAAAGGAUAGGAGCUUGGAUUGAUUUUUUUUGUUACUGAAGCAAAAUCAAGUUGAUGUCUCCCCCCCCCAGGUUCUCUGUUGUUAUUUUUUUAAAUGUACAAUAGCCUUUCCCACCAAGUUUCAUCAUUUUUUAAUUUAUAGUGAUUUGGUCAGGAAAAAGCUGUCACUAGAGUUUAAGCCAUCAGUGGUUCUAAUUUUACAAUAACUACUUCUUUUUAAAGGGAUCAAACAUAUUGAAACUCUAAUUUUAUUUUGUUUUUCAUUUAAUUUUUGGCAGAGAUGUCAAAUACAUCUGCUUCUUGGUACUGUCUUUGCACUGAAGGCUUGGAAUGUUGUUCAGUGGGAACAUUAAUUGUAGCAGUGUUAUGGAAUUUACCUUUAAUUGUACCAUGGGAACUUGGCAAACUGCACAGAACACAAUAACAAACUAGUAAGACACAAAAGCAAAUAAUGAAAUAGGAUAGCUUUUUGUUUUUUAAUUGCCACAUGUCAGUACAGAGUUAUACUUCCCCCUCCCUUUUUAUUUUCCUAAUCAUAGAUGCCAAACAAAUGUCAUGGAUACUACAAUAGUCUGGAAGUAUUUUUUAAUUAAUCAGACCAUCUUGAUUAACCCAUUUUUACUGUCUACAAAAGUGUCACAUUGCCAAAUUUGGCUUUUUAAAAAAUAAAAUAAAAAUAGUAUGUUCAAAAUGUAAGAUUUAAAAUGCCAAGUUAACAGACUGAAAAUCUGUCUGUUCCAGACUGCCAAGUGUUGAAGCAGCUAGAGUCCCACUUCUCUUUCCCCCUCUUUCUGUUAGAAAGUAUUCCAUUCUUAAUGCAAAAAAAAAGUGUGAGUGAGAAUGCUAUUUGGUGCUACAUACGUAUGGUCUACUAAUUCGAAGUCAGUUUUACUCUUGUCUAGAUGACAUAGGUUUGCACAGUAUUUUUCCCUUAAGGCACCUUUAAUUGAAAAACACAUUGGAAGUAAAGCAUCCUUGGCAUGGUUGCUUAAUUGAUAGAUUUGGGGAUUUCUAAACAGGAGCUUUCCUUAAGAGUUUUAUUAUGUAUGAAAUGGUUGAAUAAACCAUAUUGGAAGGCAAAGGCUGCAGCCCUGUGCACAUUUACCUGGCAGUAUGUCUCAUUGAACUCAGUGGGAAUUUCAUCUGAGUAGACAUGUAUGGGAUUGUAAGUAUACCAAUUUUUAAUAUAAUGGGGGUGGGGGAGAGAGGAGACUGUGCAUGCCUUGAUGAAUAUCUCUUUCACAUCUUGUUAUUUACAGGGUUCUUUUACACAAAACCUAAAAAAUUAUUGUUCACCACAAGAUGUGGUCAAAUUGCAGAAUUGUGUAUAAGGGGUAGAGAGAUCACAGAUUUGAAGUUGGACUGAUUUUUCUAAAAUGCCACGUUGCAGCACUUAAGUAGAAACUAUAGCUCUACAGCAGCAUUUGUGGCAGAGGGGCAGUGGGAACAGCUUACUACUUUAGUACAAAAGUUUAACUAUGGGUGCAAUCUACCAAGCAUUAAUUUCAGUCACACUGAUGCAGGAUUCCGAUUUACAGUUAGAAUGAGUGGUACCGCAGCAGUGCUUGGUGGAUACUCCACAAUAAAUACUAAUGAGAUGUCAUUCACCCUUAACCCUUUCCAUUAAAAUUAAUGAAAA
Rhineura floridana is the source of this 3609-nucleotide messenger RNA. Its product is annotated as guanine nucleotide-binding protein G(q) subunit alpha. Gene Ontology annotation, cellular component: heterotrimeric G-protein complex. The transcript has 7 exons. Gene Ontology annotation, molecular function: G-protein beta/gamma-subunit complex binding; G protein-coupled receptor binding; GTPase activity. NCBI's taxonomy places the organism in Eukaryota, Metazoa, Chordata, Lepidosauria, Squamata, Rhineuridae. Bases 612 to 1691 code for a protein of 359 amino acids. The record is from RefSeq and is a predicted model, not a curated record. Gene Ontology annotation, biological process: adenylate cyclase-modulating G protein-coupled receptor signaling pathway; phospholipase C-activating dopamine receptor signaling pathway; action potential.